AUCCCUGCGCCCGCCGCGGGGGAAAGCCUCCGCCCAGCCAGGCGGAAGGGGCGGGGCUCACGGCGGAAGUCCCGCCGCCCGUCAGGUCACGUGGAGGGGCUGAGCUCGCGCGCAGGAAGCAUGGCGCUCUGGCGGGCAUACCAGCGGGCCCUGAAUGCCCACCCGUGGAAAGUUCAGGUCCUGACGGCCGGGUCCCUGAUGGGCCUGGGUGACAUUAUCUCACAGCAGCUGGUGGAGAGGCGAGGUAUGCGGAAACACCAGAUUAGCCGGACCCUGACCAUGGCCUCUCUGGGCUGUGGCUUUGUGGGCCCUGUAGUAGGAGGCUGGUACAAGGUUUUGGACCGGCUCAUCCCUGGCACCACCAAGGUGGAUGCUCUAAAGAAGAUGUUGUUGGACCAGGGGUGCUUUGCCCCGUGUUUUCUAGGCAGUUUCCUCUCACUGACAGGGGCACUCAAUGGACUGUCAGCCCAGGACAACUGGGCCAAACUCCAGCGGGAUUAUCCUGAUGCCCUCAUCGCCAACUACUAUCUCUGGCCUGCUGUGCAGCUAGCCAACUUCUACCUGGUUCCCCUCUAUUACAGGUUGGCUGUUGUGCAGUGUGUUGCUGUUAUCUGGAACUCCUACCUGUCCUGGAAGGCGCAUCAGCUCUAAGCUUGCCUUGCAGUGAUGCAGCUUGACCCUGGAAUGGUCAGAUGACCUCCUCAAAGUGGGCACAUCAGUUUUCAUGGGGUUUGGUUGCUGGUCAGAACAUAAUGGGGUCAGCACUAUGAAAUGGCCCGUUUCACUCUAAAGUGUGAAAGGACUCCUUUUGAAUUCACUGAAAUCUUUAUUGUGGUCUGUGCCCGCCACAUGAUAGGCAGUCCGUAGUAUUGGCUGGACCCUAUGAUCUUGGCAACUUUAGCUUAUGCCCAUAUCCUGGCAAAUGCCAUUUAUCCCCACUCUUCAUUGAUACAGUUGUUUCUCUAACCAUUUCCAACCCCAGUGUAGCUCCAGUUCUUUGGGGAUCCCCUCAAACUCUUUACGUGGUACUUCCAUAAAUAUGGAAUUGGUACCUCUAUAAAAAUGUCAUCUGGAACCUGCAGAGGCCAUGAGUAAGACCCAACAGAAAAAUACUAGGGAGUCAAUUUCUAGAGAUGGAAAGAAAAGCCUAGAGACCGCCAAGCCCAGUCUUCACAGACGAAGACAAUGAGGUCCAUCGAAGUGAGGACCUGUCCACAGCACAAGUUAGUGGCAGAACAGGAACUUGAACCCGUGUCCUAGGGGUGGCACUUUUUUGUAUAACCCCAAGUUCACAUGGUGGAAAACCCAAUGUCCAAGGUGACAGUAUUAGGAGGUGGGACCUUUGGGAGGUGAUAAGGUCAUGAGGGCAGAGCCCUCACGGGAUUUGUACCCUUAUAAAAGCUGCCUGUGAGGACACAGCAAGAAAGUGCCGUCUAACCCAUUAAGCAGGUCCUCAGAAGACACCGAGUUCAUUGGCGCCGUGAUCUUGGACUUCCCAGUCCCCAGAACUAUGAAAAAUAAAUGCUCAUUUAUAAGCCA
Myotis myotis is the source of this 1539-nucleotide messenger RNA. RefSeq names its product mitochondrial inner membrane protein MPV17 (gene MPV17). The transcript has 8 exons. Gene Ontology annotation, cellular component: membrane; cytoplasm. Bases 121 to 651 code for a protein of 176 amino acids. Lineage: Eukaryota; Metazoa; Chordata; Mammalia; Chiroptera; Vespertilionidae. The record is from RefSeq and is a predicted model, not a curated record.